AUGGGGUUUGACGAGGUUUUACAGCUCGAUGUCGAUCGGCUGCUGAAGGAACGCAAACAAGAGGCAAAAGACGACGAGAGCGGACAGCAGCCGGACGCUGUCUCGAAACCUGCUCUGCCAGAGCCUUUCACAGAAAUCGAGGUGACAGUGUCAGAAUUGUCUUCGGCGGGGGAUGGUCUGGCCGUUUCCGAGAAUGGAGAUCACGUCUACGUGGUGCCUUUCACGGUUCCUGGCGAUAAAGUCCUCGUCAAGGUCGUGAAACACUUCCCGGAUCUGUCCUACAGCAUCACGGACUUUUUGAAAGUCAUUGAACCAGGACCGCAGCGAGAUGACUCGCGCAUUCAGUGCCAAUACUUUGCCAAGUGUUCCGGGUGCCAGCUGCAAAUGCUUUCGUACGAGGACCAACUACAGUACAAGAAGAGGGUCGUGGAAAAGGCAUACGCCAACUUCUCCGGAUUGAUCCCAGAGCUGAUACCUCCCAUUGGCGACACCUUUCCAUCACCGCGGCAGUACGGAUAUCGAACUAAACUGACGCCUCAUUUUGCAAUGACUGGGAAGAACAAAGCCAAAGGACAGACUCCAACGGAAGUGCCGCCUAUCGGGUUCACCGUCAAGAAUCGGCGGAUGACUAUGGACAUCGAGGACUGUCCUCUCGGGACAGACAUUGUGCGGAGAGGUAUAAAACGGGAGAGGAAGCGAGUCAUGGAGAAUCUGCAUCAGUACCCCAAGGGUGCUACGCUCCUAAUGCGUGAAUCCACGACACGAAUCAAGAAGGGCCAGCAGGCGAAUGGAACAGAGGCAAAUACAGAACAGCAGCAGCAACCAUCCACAAACCAAGGGAGUGCGUCCAGUGGACGUGCACAGGACGAAGAAGACGUAAUCCGCACCGAAUACCCUGACUACAUCGAAGAGAAGCGCUGUGUUACCGACCACAACGCCACAUCAGUGGAAUAUGUAGAUGACUUCGUCUUCAAGAACAAGGCCGGCGCAUUCUUCCAGAACAACAACUCUAUCCUGUCCGGUUUUACAGAAUAUAUCCGUCAACACGCGCAUCCCAAGAACCUGAAGCCUGGUGAGAAGCCGAUCAAAUAUCUCCUCGACGCGUACUCCGGCUCUGGUCUCUUCACCGUCACCCUCUCCACGAUGUUCAAAUCAUCUCUGGGUAUCGACAUCGCCCCAGAGACCAUUACCGCUGCACGGGAAAACGCCCGUGCCAAUAAUCUCCCCAACACAGGUUUCGCAGCGGCUGACGCGGCGACCCUCUUUAAGGAUAUCCCGUACCCGCCGGACCAGACUCUGCUCGUCAUUGACCCGCCUCGCAAAGGCUGCAGCGAGGACUUCCUGCGCCAGCUCCUGGCCUACAGACCGCGCCGCGUCGUUUAUGUCAGCUGCAACGUGCACACCCAGGCCCGCGAUGUGGGGAUCCUGGUGCAAGGCACCUCAGAUGGAAGUUGCAGGUAUGAGAUCGAGAGUAUCCGAGGAUUCGACUUCUUCCCGCAAACGAGCCAUGUCGAGGGCGUGGCGAUUCUCAAUAAGGUGUCUGAACAGCCAGCAGCGGCCGCCGGUGCCGGAGCGUAG
Messenger RNA from Rasamsonia emersonii CBS 393.64, 1578 nucleotides. Its product is annotated as tRNA (uracil(54)-C(5))-methyltransferase. The transcript has a single exon. The record is from RefSeq and is a predicted model, not a curated record. The coding region runs from base 1 to 1578 and encodes 525 amino acids. Gene Ontology annotation, biological process: tRNA processing. Lineage: Eukaryota; Fungi; Ascomycota; Eurotiomycetes; Eurotiales; Trichocomaceae. Gene Ontology annotation, molecular function: tRNA (uracil(54)-C5)-methyltransferase activity, S-adenosyl methionine-dependent.